UGUAUCAGUUUAGUACUUUAAAUGAUAAAGAGCGGAGUUGACGACCUUUCAUUCUUUACAAUAUAUUUCCAAUUGUUUUCGUGAAUAAAUGCAUUUGUGUAUUUCUUCCGUGUAACAGUUUAAACUUUGCUAUAGUGAAAAAAAAACAUUGUUGGCAAUGAAUGGAUAGGUAUUCCCUAGGUCAGUUAUAACAAUCUCUGUCUUACAUCCGUAUCAAUCGUUUGUUUUUUGAAAAUACAUUAUUCUAUUCUAUUCAUUUCUUUUUUCUACGAGUUUUCUUUAGUAUUACCUGUGAACUGGGUGGUAUUUCAUGUGUGACAGUCUUGUAUAUUAUACAAAGAAGUAUAACAGUAUUUUCUUUCGUAAUUCAAAAUGUCUAAGGCUAAUUGUUCAAAUGUGGCUUCGUUUUAUGCUGGGAAAUCUGUGUUUAUAACUGGUGGUACUGGAUUUGUUGGUAAGACUUUAAUAGAAAAGUUGCUGUACAGCUGCAGCGGGAUUGACAAAAUUUAUGUCCUAGUACGUGAUAAGUAUGGGAAACAGGCGAGUGAACGACUUGCUCGUGUAACUAGCACGCCAGUUUUUGAUAGACUAAAAACAAGUAAAAAUGAGGAGCUGAAAAAGAUUGUGGUCAUCAGUGGUGACAUUACGCGUGAAAAUCUCGGACUACACGAGGACGUUUUAAAAACAUUGGAAAAUGAGGUGUCAGUUGUAUUCCAUUUGGCAGCAACAGUUGCUUUCAAAUUACCAUUGAAAGAUGCAAUGAGAAUCAAUGUAAAUGGGACGGAAAAUGUCAUUGAAUUGUGUCGUCGGAUGAAGAAGUUACAGGCCUUUGUUCACGUUUCGACAGCAUUCACGAACUCAGAUCGAAAGGAAAUAAACGAAAUGGUGUAUCCAAUGCCAAUUAAUUUAGAAGAAGCGAGACAUGUUGCCGAUACGUACUCACAUGACGAUGUGAUUGUUAGUGCAUUUAUGGGAAAGAAGCCUAAUACGUAUACUUUCUCAAAAGCUUUUGCCGAACAACAAGUUAUGAAGCAGUGUGAAGACUUGCCGACUGCCAUUAUCAGACCGUCUAUAGUAAUGUCUUCCAUUAAAGAACCUUGUCCUGGCUGGAUAGACACGUGGAACGGUUCUACUGGACUAUUCGUUGGUAUGCCAGCUGGUAUCUUAAGAGUCGUACUGGGCAGAGGAAGCAAUGUCACAGAUUUAGUACCUGUCGAUAUCGUUACAAAUCUCAUUGUUGUUGCUGCUACUGAAUGUCAGAAGUCAAAAGAAAUUAAAGUAUACAACUGCUGUACUGGAACCUCGAAUCCUAUCACUUGUGAUGAAGCAACUACUAUUAGUAGGAAAGUGGCUCUUAAGUAUUCUUUAAAUGAGUUGCCUUGGCCCUUUCUCAUGUUCACACCGAGCGUGUUCCUAUACACUUUAAUAACGUUUCUUCUACAAAUUGUACCGGCAUACCUGAUUGAUUUAUGGUGUAUAUUAACUGGAAGGAAAGCUACACAAAUAAAACUACAAAGAAGACUAAAGAAAGUGGUAGAUGCUGUUAAAUUCUUCUUAUUAAACGAAUGGAAGUUUUCUGACGACAAUAUAAGAGAUCUCUUAAAAACAAUGUCACCGGUGGACAAAGAAAUAUUUAAUUUCGACGUGAAAACUAUUAAUUGGGAGACGUGCAUCGAAGAUUAUAUUUUAGGGGCCCGAAAAUAUUUAUUGAAAUCUGAAAAAUAAGAUAAAAGGUAUUAAUUUGUUUAUUAUAUUGUAACUAAUUUGAGGCAUGUUUUACUAAUUAGGUUACUUGGUUUACUCACAUAAC
Messenger RNA from Spodoptera frugiperda (fall armyworm), 1810 nucleotides. RefSeq names its product putative fatty acyl-CoA reductase CG5065. Gene Ontology annotation, biological process: long-chain fatty-acyl-CoA metabolic process. The transcript is spliced from 10 exons. The record is from RefSeq and is a predicted model, not a curated record. Gene Ontology annotation, molecular function: alcohol-forming very long-chain fatty acyl-CoA reductase (NADP+) activity. Bases 373 to 1725 code for a protein of 450 amino acids. Gene Ontology annotation, cellular component: peroxisome. NCBI's taxonomy places the organism in Eukaryota, Metazoa, Arthropoda, Insecta, Lepidoptera, Noctuidae.